Molecule: messenger RNA, 2120 nt
Organism: Marmota monax (woodchuck)
Lineage: Eukaryota; Metazoa; Chordata; Mammalia; Rodentia; Sciuridae
Product: carcinoembryonic antigen-related cell adhesion molecule 1
Exons: 4
Source: RefSeq, a predicted model, not a curated record
CACUUCACCUUCAUUUCUUCUUCUCUUUUCUUAACAGCUGGCCCAGGCGGAGAUGACAACAUCAACCAACCACUCUCACCUGGGGCCAUUGCCGGCAUCGUGAUUGGAGUCUUGGCUGGAGUGGGGCUGAUAGCAGGCCUGGGGUAUUUCCUGUUUUUCAGGAAGACUGGCGGGGCAAGCGACCAGCACGAUCUCACAGAGCACAUACCCUCAGCCUCCAACCACAGUCCGGGCCCCUCUGACCACUCUCCUGACAAGGGGGAUGAUGUUGCUUAUUCUUCUCUGAACUUCAACAUCCAGGAACCAACACAACCAACUUCACCCACCUCCCUGUCCCCGACAGCCACAGAAACUGUUUACUCUGAAUUGAAAAAGAAGUAAUGCAACCUGUUCUGCUCGCUGCACUGGUGAUGUGCUCCAAGUCUCAGCACCCUCACUAGGAGAUCUCUUGUGGGGGAGGGGGGAAGAAGUCCCUCCCCACCCCAUUACACACCUCCCUUCUGUGUCAACAAAUGGAAAGAACAUCCGGGAGUGUUCGGGCACACCAAUCUUCCUUCUUGUUGAAAUUUGGCAAAGUAGACUUUGGGAGAGAAUUGAAGGACCUUCCUGUCCCUCCGGGCUUCCUGACCUAGACUUGUUUUAAAUUUACUUAUCCAGAGUGUACCAAUUCCUUCCCAACCCAGUCCUGAGCUAUCAGAUUCUAACAUGAAUUUUCCAUAACCUUGAGAGUUAUGUCCUUUUCCACUUAAUUACUUACGCCUGAAAAAAAGAGAGAGAGAAAGUAAAAGCAGUAGUAGUGGCUUUUCCAUUCUCUCCAAAACCCACCAUCCACAGGAAAAUCUAAUAUAUAACCAGUAGUGACCUGGGAAAUUCUAUAACUUUGUCCACUGUCAGGGUCGCUUACCUACAGGACCAGGGUCUGAGCACCUUGCUGCUUAGCUAGAAUACCACCUAAGCCCUUUGGCAGAAAUGUUUCCAGAGAACCCACCAGAAACAACUGGAAAAAUAUCUGCCAAGGUCCAUAGGUGAUUCCUAAAAAAAAAAAAAAAAAAUGCAAAAAUCACACCUAUGCCUUUAAUAUCUGGAUGGGUGUUAUUCAAGGAAGUGCCCAGAAAAGAAGAGAUUAUAGCUUUUGCAGGGGGGAAAGAAAGCUUUUCAUAGACAACCUGCUGAGAACUUGGAAAAGGAGUAGAGAGCUACUCUUCAUAAAUUAUUUAAAUUAUUGUUAAAGAAUGUGUAAUUGGGGGGUAUUGGGAGGUUUUUUUCCUCCUUUUCUGAUACUUUCUACCAUUUUAAUCUUUGUAACUGCUUACUUAUGUGAAUGGAAUUAUUCUUACUGGGCUUAGCUGUGUAGGCUGAUCAGACCGCCUGAGGUUAAAGAAGCCACCAAAAUGUCAACAGCCCUUGGCCAGAAGCCUCUGUGGCUUUUUUGACAAGAGCUCCAAAUAGAAAACAAGAAGAGGCUUUCCUCAUUCGUGCCAGGAAUGGACAAGUCACCAGCUCCUUCUCCAUGUUUCUGCCCGUGUGUUCUGUCCCUGUCUGCUGGCGUCCCUUAGGGUGUGUUUGGUCCUUAAAAAAUGGGAGCCUCUAAAGGGAACACCACUGCUCAUACCAAUGGCGUGGUUCAUGACCCAGAAAGCUGCACUGGUGCUAGUGCCCUUGGGACAUAAGGGCUGUGAGAGGGGGUUAGGCCAUAGUGGGGGAUAAGCUGGCCCUGGAUUUUCUGCUCUGAAACUUAUCUUUUCUCACAUAGGGUCAAUGAGUCCCCAUGUGUCUUAAGAUAAAAAUGAAAGACAGGAAAAGGAAAGGCAAAUGUGCUUCUCAUGCAGUCUUCUGCUACACAGAUGGACUCUCUUUGGGGAUAUGAAGGGAAAGGUUGUAUUUGAUAUUUGCUGCUUGAUCUCCUGCUCUGCCUAACAGGCCUCCUCCAAGAGAAUUCACUGGGAAUUCUCCUACUCAGGUACCUCUUCAGGGAUUUCCAGCCCUGACAGAGACUGUAUAUAGUUUCCCUCAUCCAUCCUGUGCUGGGUUAUUUAAUUUUGCCAGACUAAGGCCACUUCUGAAUUAUUUGUAAAAUUUGCUCUAUAUUUAUAAUAAAAAAAUCAUGUAUCAGACUUUCA